AUGUACUACGUAAUUGGAAACCCGCGUAAGACGAGUAUCAAUACGCGGCUGGACUACGGUGGAUAUCGUUUGCCUGAAAGGAUAAAUAAUAAUCGAGUACGGGAAAAGUGUAACAAGAAACGACAAACCCUCGUCCACAAACCAGAAGAAGAAGUAUGGCAUGAGCCUUAUAUGAGUACCCUCUCGCAUGAGUACUCGGAUGCUUCAUUAAAAUGUGAUUCGAAAGUCGAGUUGCCUUGGAAAGAUAUCGCACUGCCGCUUAAUUCCGUGAAAAUUCGUCGACUAGUUGAGAUUCCUGCUGAGGAUGACCAGAAUCCAAGAGUGAUUGAUAGUAAUAAUAAUAAUAAUGAUAUUUCCAAUGAAGAUGGUAAUGUCGCGGAGAAAAAGGAAUCUUCGGGAAGGAUGGAGUUACCUUGGAAUGAUUUAUUGAUUGAUGACGUUGUCGUCGAGAUUAAAAAGUCACCGGAGUUAUUGGCUGUUUGCGAUUCUUCUUUGGAGAUACCUUGGGAUAAAAUAGCUCUGGAGAGUCCAAUUCGCAUAAAUCCGUUACCCGAACCUGAAAAAUGUAUCAAAGAAGACAUUGAAAUUCCCUGGGACGAUAUUAUGCUCCCCAGUAAUAUUAUUAUUAAAUCAAAGAGACGAAAACAUCCGUCAUCUGGCAUCUCCAGGCGUCACAAAAUCCAAACGGUCGAUUGUAGGACACUGGACUCGUGCUGCGAUCCUCGUUGUGUUAGAGAUAAAAAAAUUCAAAAGCUGGCAGAACGGAAAUAUUGA
Molecule: messenger RNA, 774 nt
Organism: Cotesia congregata
Lineage: Eukaryota; Metazoa; Arthropoda; Insecta; Hymenoptera; Braconidae
Source: the annotation of a GenBank genome assembly